GUUUAUUUACAAAAUAAACGCCGAAAUCCUGAUUUAACUUGGUUAUGUCGCGAAGUAAGAUAUGGAGGUAUUACGACAAGUUGGAUCGAAAUUCUGCCCAAUGUCAGUUGUGCGAGAAGGUCAUAAAAACUUGUGGCAACACCUCCAAUCUAAUGAAGCACAUGAAAACGCAUCCGCAAGUAGAUCUCUUCGAUGAUGAUACGGUGGUGAUAAGGGGUAUUUACAAGCGGCGCGAGUCGGAUGACCUUAAGCGAAGGAUGCGGAAGGUUGUGUCCUUCAAAGAGGAGAGCUCCGACUUCCACAGCGAACUGGUUUUUAAGGCGGCCAAGGACUCAGGCGGUUUCAUCGAGUUGGAGGCACAAGGAUCGGGCAAAACGGGUUCGGAGGAUCACAUCGCCGUGCAGAGCGUCGGGUAUGCAUGGGUUACACCCGAAGCGGUCUCCGGAACAGAAACUGUUAGCGCCGAGGACAUCAUCGAGUUCGAGCCCAAGGAAGAACCUGAAGAGGUAGCCAGAAGUUCCUUUCACCAGGUCCAGGAUCUACCACUCCAAGAAGUUGACAACUUCAACCAUGAAGUACUAGUGCCUGGCCGACGUUCGUUUCACAAAGACAUGGCCUUUUUCAUCUGCCGCGACCGUCAACCGCUGCAGAUUAUCCACGGCGAAGGAUUCCAGCACCUAUUAAACGUGCUUUGCCCCACCUACAAGCCUCCCAGUGUGACGGAACUGGAAGCGUACAUAAGCAGAGAGGCACAGCUGCAGAGAUCCAAGCUCCGGCAACAGUUAGCAGCCGUCUCCACCCUUAGCCUCAGUUGCUCGAUGCACACAAAGUCCGAAGGUCAAAGCUGGUUGGAGAUGGUGGCCCACUUUAACGAUGGACGGCAUCGAAUCUCCCGGACACUUUCUGUGCAAACCCUUCCCGAUCCCUUGACAUCCAGCUGUGUAGUGGAUCGCAUGGAGCGUGUGUGUCAGCGCUAUGAUAUUAACAAGUCAAAGAUCACCUGCGUGACGACCAGCAGAAGUCGCCUGCUGGAGAACGCGGUGACCUUCUUUCUGAGCGCCCAACAUUAUGUACCAUGUUUCGCUGACCAGCUGAACUCGCUCCUGGAGGCAGUGGUGCAGCGCCCCGAGAUCCAUGGCAUGUGCGAGAAAGUUCGCACCUAUGUGGAGGCUUACCGGGAGUCUGGAGAUCCCAGCUCACAGAUCAAGCUUAAGCUGGACUUGAUGCAGCGACCAAUUAGUACAUACGAUAUGCUAGACCUGUACCUGAAACAUUCCUCCGUUCAUUUGGGAGAGUCACAUCCACUUUCGCCGGCGGAGGUCGAUUUGAGCCAGCAGAUACUGGACGUGCUGAAACCACUGACGAGCUCCAUGCGUGAACUCACGCGAACACCCUUUCCGGGGGCCAGCAAGGCAUUGCCAAUGGCCCACACCCUGAUUAACGAACUGAAGCAGGAGAAGAGUUUGGAGCACAAGGUGACCAAGGAGUUGCGCUGCUUUAUGGGGCAACAGCUGGAGAAGGACUUCGAAAGCAUGGAAAGGAACUUGCACUUGGCAAUGGCAAGUCUGAUGGAUCCACGUUUCCGCAAUAUUCCCUUCCAAAGCGGGGCCCUGGUGGCCAAAUACAUGACGCAGCUGUAUGACAUGAUGCAGGCGCAUGUGGACAGCGAAGGGGCAGUAUCCGGUGAAGUUCCUGUAGACCACGACAACUUCGACAUCUGGGCGGCGUACAAGGCCUUUUCGCACGAAAAGCAGCGGCUCAUCAACGGGAGCAACGGACCCGAUGCCGACGAUGAGAUAGCCACAUACUUCUGUGCUGGCAUGAGCACACUGCAGGCGGACCCCUUUCAGCUCUGGCAGGAGCUGUCGCCAACACAUCCCUUUCUACACACAGUGGCCCAAAGGUAUCUGCACAUUCCGGCAACGGCAGUGUCGCCGGCGCGGCUUUUCACUGCAGAUGGAGCGGCGGUGACGGAGCAGUAUGCCAGACUCCUUGAGAACGACAUGGAGAACGUCCUAUUCAUGGCUGACGUUCCGACGAAGGAAUGGCAGUUAUAGCGUAGUCAGCACUACUACUACAAUUUACUCCAUAUACAUAUGCAGCUUUCAAAUUGUUCACUUUUUACAUAACUCUUGUCAAUAGCAAAUGUAUCUGUAAUUUAAAUUUAGUUUUAUUUUUCAAUAUUUAACGACUUUGUUUAGUCAAGAUGUGUUAUGUAUGUAGUAUGUUCUUAAAUGUUUUCCCACUUACGGGAAUUAACCAUUAUUUGUUAAGAGAAAUACAUUUUUUUAAUGUAUAAAUAUGUAUUUAUUUUCCACAGCUAAAAAAAAAAGUAU
Molecule: messenger RNA, 2336 nt
Organism: Drosophila rhopaloa
Lineage: Eukaryota; Metazoa; Arthropoda; Insecta; Diptera; Drosophilidae
Exons: 3
Coding region: 45-2057 (670 amino acids)
Molecular function (GO): DNA binding; protein dimerization activity
Source: RefSeq, a predicted model, not a curated record